Molecule: messenger RNA, 1276 nt
Organism: Spea bombifrons (plains spadefoot toad)
Lineage: Eukaryota; Metazoa; Chordata; Amphibia; Anura; Pelobatidae
Gene: FGFBP3
Product: fibroblast growth factor binding protein 3
Exons: 2
Coding region: 189-938 (249 amino acids)
Biological process (GO): cell-cell signaling
Molecular function (GO): growth factor binding
Source: RefSeq, a predicted model, not a curated record
UUGCACCCUUUAAAAGCUUUAUCCACAUUAUCCACACGCUGAUUUUCCCUGUGGUGCACUUCACCUUUCAACCAGUCUGACUCUUAGGAAUUUGGAAUGCCAAGCACUUUCUGCUCCAACGCUUGUACACAUUACUAAUGCUUGAAAGCCCCCAAGUUCUAAGCCAUCAGCAAUACUGACCUAAUGAGAUGAGGCUUCCCUGUUUAAUUUCAUUUGUUAUUUUAGUCAACUGCCUGGACAUUUUUCAGAGUGCAUUUGGCAAAGAUGAGAAACCAGCUGGUAAAAGAGGCGAGAAACAAACAUUUGCACGGUCAGGGCAGUUUUUAACAAAACACCGCCAUGAGUGUACCUGGGAGAUUGUUGGAGACCUUACAGUGAGCCUUUCUCUAAGCUGUGAUGACAAAGUGAAUAGCAGCUACAGAUGCUCCUAUGAAGGUGAACCACACAAGUGUCCCUCAUACAGCCUGAAAGCCAAACAGUAUUGGAAACAAAUACUUGGGAAAUUUAAGAAAUCGAAGAAUGUGUGUGAAGAAAAGAGCUUAAAGUCACGAAUAUGUAAAAAGGCUGCUGCUGUGGAGUCACAGCUUGUCAGAGUUGAUGGGGAUGCAGUUGAUGAUAGGUUAAUAGAUAACAGCAAAGCCAAAGGGAAGAGUCGAUCGAAAGACUCUAGAAAAGGUCCAGAAGAAAGCCCAAGCACGCCUGACAUAAAUGAAAAUGUUGGAGCAGAAAAGAAAAGCAACAAAAAAACAAGAAAGCCAAGCACAACAUUUAGUAAGGAGGCAGAUCCUUCCAGCCCACCAUCAGUCCCUGACCUGAUACCUACAGCAAGAGCAGUUAAUGAUGAUAUUGUAGAGUUGAAUGAGGACCUUGCAGAAACCUACUGUUCAGAGAACUGGCAAUCCAUGUGUUCCUUCUUUGUGAAUUUCUGGAAUGGCUAAAUCAAAUAACAUUAUAUGAUACAACUGUGUUGGAUAUAACAAAAAGGCACUAACACUGGAAUUGUUUGUUUCAAUCCUUUGGGCCGGUCGACACUUAACAUGACUUACAAAACCCUAGUGUUAAACAAGCGGAGACUUGUCUGCUGAUAUUAUGAUUUCAGGCAUUAUAUGAUCUGUUUCAUCUUAAGACAUUGUUAUUAAUAAAAACGACUGUGAAUUAAAACUUAUUUUUGUAUACCUUGUUCUACUAGAUUGUUUUUUUGUUAUUAUUAAUUCAAUUACAUUUUCCUUUGUGAGUUUUGUAACUUCUUGAUAAAUCAAUAAAGAAUCUUUUUAGA